Molecule: messenger RNA, 141 nt
Organism: Fusarium venenatum
Lineage: Eukaryota; Fungi; Ascomycota; Sordariomycetes; Hypocreales; Nectriaceae
Source: RefSeq, a predicted model, not a curated record
AUGACUGGUUCAGAGUUCACCAGUUCUGACAUGCGGGCAAUAAGAGCUUCUUGUGAUUGCCCGGAUGAAAGAUUCGAAGUGGAGGGCCCGGAAGUAUGGAUUGCAAACAGGUCGAAUCUUCUGAUGACACCCCUCUUGUAA